Molecule: messenger RNA, 1917 nt
Organism: Gasterosteus aculeatus aculeatus (three-spined stickleback)
Lineage: Eukaryota; Metazoa; Chordata; Actinopteri; Perciformes; Gasterosteidae
Product: serine/threonine-protein kinase Sgk1
Biological process (GO): protein phosphorylation
Molecular function (GO): protein serine/threonine kinase activity; phosphatidylinositol binding; ATP binding
Source: RefSeq, a predicted model, not a curated record
CAGGUGCGUCACAGAUCUUUGGUUUCAGCUAUUUGGUUGCAGCGCAGGCAGGUUGAUAAGAGCAAAAGAAGCAGCAGCGGAGGGAAAACAUAUUAACCUGUGAAUCUAAAUACUUUUGUGGCCAGAGCUGCAGUGAGAAAUGUUUUAAGAGAAAAAAGAAAGAGGCAGGCGUAUUUCCAGGAGGACCACAUCUCUCUCAUGCACUCAAUCGCCUGGACGCUCUGCGGCAGACAAACGUUCGUCAACCAGAGACUCUGUGCCCGGCUACAGUCAGAGACAUGAAGAGUGGCAAGAGAUCCUUCAUAGCUUUCAUCAAGGAGAGAAAAAUGGGGUUGAAUGACUUCAUCCAGAAGCUGGUGUCUACCCCACAUAUCUGCCAACACGUUGAAGUUAAUAACUUCCUGAAGAUGAAUGAGAAUCAAAACGAGGAGGAGGAGGACGACGACGACGACCAACUUCCUGAAAGUCUGAUGCGCUUCAGUAAACGAAGUUCCCUGGAUGAGGACACUCAGAUCAAACCGUGUGACUUUGAUUACCUCAAAAUCAUCGGCAAAGGCAGCUUCGGAAAGGUCCUGCUGGCUCGACACAAGGAGUCCACCAAAUAUUACGCAGUCAAAGUGCUGCAGAAGAAGAUCAUCUUGAAGAAGAAGGAGCAAAAACAUAUCAUGGCGGAGCGCAGCGUGCUGAUGAAGAACAUCAAGCAUCCCUUCCUGGUGGGGCUGCACUACUCCUUCCAGACCACUGACAAGCUGUACUUUGUGCUCGACUACGUCAACGGCGGGGAGCUGUUCUACCAUCUCCAGAGGGAGAGGAUCUUCCUGGAGCCCAGAGCAAGGUUCUACGCUGCCGAAAUUGCAAGUGCACUCGGCUACCUCCACUCCCUGCACAUUGUGUACAGAGACCUGAAACCUGAAAACAUCCUGUUGGACUCAUCGGGACAUAUUGUCCUCACAGAUUUUGGCCUCUGCAAAGAAGGCCUUACAGACAACAGUACAACUACCACCUUCUGCGGGACGCCAGAGUACCUGGCCCCCGAGGUUCUCCAGAAGCAGGCGUACGACCGCACGGUGGACUGGUGGUGUCUGGGAUCGGUGCUCUACGAGAUGCUCUACGGACUUCCCCCGUUUUACAGUCGCAACACAGCUGAGAUGUACAACAACAUCCUGCACAAGGCUCCCGUGCUCAAGCCCAACGUGUCCAACUCAGGCCGGGAGCUGCUGGAGGGGCUCCUGCAGAAGGACCGCACCAAGAGGCUGGGGGUCAAGGAUGACUUUCUUGACCUCAAGUACCACUCCUUCUUCUCCCCGAUCAACUGGGAGGACCUGAUGUCCAAGAAGAUCACUCCUCCAUUUAUCCCCUCAGUGAGCGGCCCCACCGACCUUCAGCACUUCGACCCCGAGUUCACCCACAUGCCCGUCUCCUCCUCUCUGUGCAACGACUCGCUGGCUGUGACCAGCAGCGUCAAGGAGGCGGCCGGAGCCUUCCCGGGCUUCUCUUACGGCCCUCCGGCGGGCAGCUCCUUCAUGUGAGCGCCAGCAGCUCUGCCGGGGAACUCGCAAGAACUCACGGGGCCGAGGGAACACAGGGCCUGUUUUUUAGUGUGAGGACUUUCCAGAGCCUGAUUGGAGGAUCCAACCGACAAAAUGGACAUGGAUAGAAAUGUGGGUUGGGGGCAGAUUUUGAGGGAUCUUGUGCAUGGAAUGUGUGUGCAGAGAGGUGGGGGGGGGGGGAGGCUCUCAGGACACAACCACAUCGACCCGACGCUUCUGCAUCAAACAUUGACUAUGAUACAUGUGUGCCAAGUAUGGAUGCACUCUGGGUUCAUAAGACAUCACUCUCACAGCUACUGGUGAGGUGACAUGAAGAGAAGUGCCUGAGGUUCUGAGCGGCAGUUCAGGUGGCGGCGGCGGCGGCGGC